AUUUUCGAUAUCGCAAUGCCAGCCGGCCGUAUCAGAAUGUCACCGAUACAUUCGAUACUUUAUUCGAGUCUAUUCGAGUACACCGCUCGCCGCGACACGGAACACUGUCAAAUAAAUACAGUUUGAAAUAUAUCCGCUGUCGAGUUCUGUGAUCCUGGUAUAUACGUGCCAUUUGAAGAAUGAAUUUUUACAUGUUUCUCAUGUUGUUCGGUUAUUUUUUCACCUGGAGCAGCGGCAUGUUGUACAGGCGCGACUCUGAUAAUGUUUUGAAACCCGAUCUUCUGCCAGUAUCCUCAACUGUGAUGCCACUACCGUAUUACUCUGUGUACGGAUUCGAAAAGAAAUUACUUCGAGACAAGAACAAAAAACGACCCCAAGGGAAAAUCUCGCUAGUAACAAAACAACCAAAAUAAAAAGCCGUAAUAACCUACCAUUAAAGCAGUUUAGCUUUUUCUGUUCGUAGGUAAAAUUGUAUGAUAAUUUGCUGUAAUGGUUUCAAUGCGUCUGUAAUUAAAUGGCAACGUAAAAAAGGAAUAAUAAUUUUCUGUAUUUCGCUGAAAUGAUUAUGUAAUUUUUAUGUUACUUGUUGAUCUAUGUGAAAAUUCGGAAAUUAAAUGUAGAUGAUUUUCAUUAAAUAACAGACCUAUAUUUUAUUUAAAAAAAAAUAUUGUGAUAUUAUUUAUAAAAACGUAAUUUCAUACAGACUAUUGAUAAUAAAAAAUAUAAAUAUAUAUAUAUAUAUUUAUCAAAGUUUUUGAAUUAUAUACCUAUUUUGAAAGCGAUUUAAAUAAAUUGUAUUUUUAACUCA
This is a messenger RNA of Danaus plexippus (monarch butterfly), 808 nucleotides long. RefSeq lists its product as uncharacterized. NCBI's taxonomy places the organism in Eukaryota, Metazoa, Arthropoda, Insecta, Lepidoptera, Nymphalidae. Bases 180 to 413 code for a protein of 77 amino acids. The record is from RefSeq and is a predicted model, not a curated record. The transcript is spliced from 2 exons.